Molecule: messenger RNA, 678 nt
Organism: Diversispora eburnea
Lineage: Eukaryota; Fungi; Glomeromycota; Glomeromycetes; Diversisporales; Diversisporaceae
Source: the annotation of a GenBank genome assembly
AUGGAUAAUAGAAUGGAUGUGGAUCUGGAAAUGAAUAAUAAUAACUUUAAUAACAACAUGAUGAGUUUAGGAGAAAAUCUUACAACGAAGAGAAAAAGAGCCUCAUUUGAAGCAAAUAAUCACUCGUAUUCUACUUAUUAUACUCCUUCGUAUUAUGACACCGAACGAGAAUCUGAUCGUAUGUUUAUUCAUCCCAAUUCUAUUAAUAUAAAUUCCUCAUCUCAAUAUAAUCAAAAUAAUCGUCAAAAUAAUGAUCCAAAUAAUGGUCAAUAUGGACAAUAUAAUAAUCAUCAAUAUAAUAAUCAAUAUAAAGAUUCAAUGAUAGAUGAUCGUAUGAAAAGAUUAAGGUUACCACCAAUCACCGAAUUAACUGAUAACUUAAAAAUUGAUGAUUUUCCUUAUUGUUCUAACAAAAGAAAGGAAUCAUCAAUUAUCAAUAACAAUGAUAUUAAUAAUUUUAAUAUUAAUAAUGUUAAAAGUAAUGUUAAUGGUAAAGUUAAUGGUGGUGAUAUAAUUUAUUCAAAUUAUUUUUCUUCUGAUCAAUCAAUAUUACAACCUCAAUUUCAAUAUCAAAAUCAACAACAACCUCAUAAUGUAAAUGUUAAUUUAAAUGUUAAUUUAAAUGUUGGUGGUGUUGUAACAGUUAAUAGUUUAAAAAUAAUAACAGUAAUGAUCUAA